This is a messenger RNA of Portunus trituberculatus (swimming crab), 1254 nucleotides long. Its product is annotated as tigger transposable element-derived protein 1-like. Gene Ontology annotation, cellular component: nucleus. The transcript has a single exon. NCBI's taxonomy places the organism in Eukaryota, Metazoa, Arthropoda, Malacostraca, Decapoda, Portunidae. The coding region runs from base 1 to 1254 and encodes 417 amino acids. The record is from RefSeq and is a predicted model, not a curated record. Gene Ontology annotation, molecular function: DNA binding.
AUGCCACCCAAGAAAGUUUUAAAGAAAAUUACCAUCGAUGAGAAGAAAGAAAUUAUUGAAAAGCAUGAGCAUGGUGUUCGAGUCUCUAAUCUCUCCGCUCAGUACAAGAUGGCUAAGUCGACUAUCUCGAUAAUAUUAAAGAAUAAGGAAGCCAUCAAAGCAGCCAAUGUGUCUAAGGGGGUUACCUGUCUCUCUAAGCAACGAACACAAGUGAUUGAGGAGGUGAAAAAGCUGUUUUUAGUAUGGCUUAAUGAAAAGCAGCUUGCUGGUAAUAGUGUGAGUGAGGGCUUGAUCUGCAAGAAGGCUAGGCACCUUCAUGACGAUCUCAGCAAGACCAUACCAGGAACCAGCGAAGCUCAAGAGUUCAAGGCUAGCAAGGAUUGGUUCGAGAAAUUUAAGAGACGAACUGGCCUACAUAAUGUUGUUCGUCAUGGGGAAGCUGCUAGUUCCGAUUCUGCUGCAGCCGAGGCUUACAAGGCUACAUUUGCUAGUUUCAUUGAGAAGAAAGGAUAUGUGCCACAUCAAGUUUUUAAUUGUGAUGAAACCAGACUCUUCUGGAAAAAAAUGCCAAGAAGGACAUUCAUCACCCAGGAAGAGAUAAAGCUACCAGGACAUAAGCCCAUGAAAGAUCGCCUCACCCUUCUGCUGUGCUCCAAUGCAAGUGGAGACUUCAAAGUGAAGCCGCUUCUUGUUUAUCAUUCUGAAAACCCUAGGAUAUUCAAGAAGAAUCAUGUGGUCAAGACUAGGCUACCAGUAUUGUGGAAGUCGAACUCCAAGGCAUGGGUGACCAGAAUUAUUUUUAAGGAGUGGCUAUAUGAGGUAUUUGCCCCCAGCGUUAAGGCUUAUCUACAGGAGAAGGGCCUCCCUGUGAGGUGCUUUCUUCUGAUGGAUAAUACUCCUACCCACCCUCCAAGUUUGGUUGAUAACAUGGAUGAGGAUAUGAACUUUAUUCAAGUAAAGUUCCUACCACCCAAUACCACCCCGCUUAUACAGCCUAUGGACCAGCAAGUGAUUGCCAACUUCAAGAGGCUCUACACCAAGGCACUGUUCAGUAGGUGCUUUCAGGUGACCAACGACACUGACCUCACCCUUAGGGAUUUUUGGAAGAACCAUUUCAACAUCUUCCACUGCAUUAACCUCUUUGAUAAAGCAUGGAAUGAUGUCACUUAUAGGACCCUUAAGGCAUCUUGGAGGAAGUUGUGGCCUGAAUGUGUCCCAGAGCGAGACUUUGAUUUAGAAGAGACUAGCACCUGA